UUUAUAUUAAAAAAAAAAUGUUGUAACACGAAUUAUCUUUAAGAAAUGGGAAUUUAGAAAAAUUUAAUAUGGUAUCAAAACAACACUUACUGUGAUCCGAAUCGUCUACACAUACAAAAUAAUUUGGUUGCAAAAUAAUAAUUGGGGAAAUAUUAUCAAUGAUCAAUACUGGAACACAUCAUCAAGUUCGAUGUCGUUUACGGAACUUAAGUUUAGCCAGUAUAUUACUAUUAACAUUUUCAAAUAUAUUAUUAACCAUACGACUAUUAAAUAAUUCUGAAAUACGAGCGAGUUCAGAGCAAACACUUGCCGCCGCUCAAAUAUCGAAUCAAAAUGAUCAUGUGGUUGUCGCUAGAGAAAAGCUGGAGAAAUUGGAAAAUUGUAUACCACAACAAGCAAUCCAAGAAUUGGAAGACACGACGAAAAAAGAAACUGUAUACAUGGAUAAUUUUUUCCAAUCGAAUGGAUCAAAUUUUCUAAAAAAUUUCGAUCUAAAUUUAGGGCGAUGGGAUGCAACACGAAUGUAUAAAUUAUACGAUAAUGUAAUUAUUGGACAGAAAUAUAUUUCAUUAUCGCAAACAUAUAACGUCUGUUUGGCAACACAAAGUUCAUUGGAACGAUUAUCGUCAUUGGUCCAAGUUGCCUUUCAGUGGAGUGGACCAAUAUCGGUUGGCUUAUUCGCUGCCGGUGAUGAAGAACUGAAUAUUCUUUUGCUAUAUUUAUAUUAUUUACAAAAAUGUUUUACACAAAUUCAUGAUCGAGUAUUAUUUCAUUUGGCAUAUCCAAAAGAUCGAGCACCAACCAGAAUUAAUAUAAAUUUCACAUAUUUAUCAGUAUUGGAUUGUACGAAUCCGGAUUUAACGUUAAAAUUUUUGCUCAAGCAACGGACACCGAAUACAAUUAAAUGGCGCACACGUAAUCCAUAUCCACAAAACCAUUUACGGAAUUUGGCACGAAAAAAUUGUCAAACUGAUAAUGUCUUUUUAACGGAUAUUGAUAUAAUUCCAAGUUAUGGAUUGGCUGAAGGUUUGAAUCAAUUUUUGAAGAUCGCACAAUGUAAAAAUAACUUAUGCGCAUAUGUAAUUCCAACAUUUGAAUUGGAUGAACGUGUGAGUUUUCCAACUAAUAAAAGUGAUUUGUUACGAUUGGUUAGCAAAGGAUUAGCUAGACCUUUUCAUGAAAAAAUUUUUAUUUAUAACCAAUUUGCUUCAAAUAUUUCAAAAUGGCAAGAACAUACGGAUAUGAUCAACGAAAACGGCAAACAAGACGUACACAUUAGCCAUGAGGUUACAAAUUUUGAAUUUUUUUACGAACCAUUCUACGUCGCACCAGAUACAGCUCCUCUACACGAUGAAAGAUUUUUAGGCUAUGGUUUUACAAGAAACACUCAGGUUUAUGAAAUGUUUGUUCGUGGAUUUGUAUUUUAUGUUCUAUCACCAGUAUUUACAUGUCAUUGGGGCUUACAACAGAAAAAAUCACGUCCACACUGGCGAGAACGACAAAAUUCAUUAAAUGCAAAACAAUUUGAAACAUUUAAACGUGAAAUAUUUGCCAAAUAUAAUAAAGAUCCUUUGAAUAUGAUGAAAAAAUCAUUAAAACAGGCUCCUAAGAAAAAAAAAGGAUAAAACUAAUA
This is a messenger RNA of Chrysoperla carnea, 1633 nucleotides long. RefSeq names its product beta-1,4-glucuronyltransferase 1. Lineage: Eukaryota; Metazoa; Arthropoda; Insecta; Neuroptera; Chrysopidae. The record is from RefSeq and is a predicted model, not a curated record. Gene Ontology annotation, molecular function: glucuronosyltransferase activity. Bases 159 to 1625 code for a protein of 488 amino acids. The transcript has 4 exons.